This is a messenger RNA of Mercenaria mercenaria, 2113 nucleotides long. RefSeq names its product carbohydrate sulfotransferase 10-like. Gene Ontology annotation, biological process: carbohydrate biosynthetic process. NCBI's taxonomy places the organism in Eukaryota, Metazoa, Mollusca, Bivalvia, Venerida, Veneridae. The record is from RefSeq and is a predicted model, not a curated record. The transcript has 4 exons. The coding region runs from base 173 to 1594 and encodes 473 amino acids. Gene Ontology annotation, cellular component: membrane. Gene Ontology annotation, molecular function: sulfotransferase activity.
UGCAGUUUUCAACGUUUUCUAGAUAUAAUACAACUCUGUGUAAUACAUACUUUUUAAGGUGCCAUGAUGGCAGGUUGUGUAUUAUAGGAAUAAGCUGGAUUAAAUUUAAACGGAAAAGUGUUUUAUCUCAAGAUCAGAACGUUUCAAUCAGUUUUAAUUUGAAAGUUGAUAAAUGUUAUCAGUUGAAUCAUAUAUGUGUUACACCAGAUUUCGUUUUAGAAACAUAAUUAUUAAAAUGAAGAAAACAACACAUAUUUGGUUACUAGUGAGCUGUAUGACUGUUAUGUAUGUUUUUGUUUACAAAAUCAGAGGUCAACAUGAUGGUUUUAAAUGGAGUUAUACAGAACCUUAUCUCACUGAACAAAAUUCACAUCGGCUUAUUCAAAAAAAGCAUAUUGACUCAGAAGAGAGACAGCAUGAAAAGGAAGCCAUAGUAAAAGAAGAAAAUCAAGUUCAAAUGAACAUAAAUGUUACAUCGAAAACAAACGCUGACAUGCGACACCAUCAUGAAAUCUACAGCUCCGACAAAAACAUAGUCCAACGACUACAGCUAAUAAAAUAUAAAUGUAAACAUUACUUCAAAAGCAAACAGCUUGAUCAAUCUUCUGUGAUUUCCAAAGGAACUAUUUUUGCUAUUCCUACAAAAAUUAAUUACUGUGAAACUCCGAAAGUCGGAUGUACAUUUUGGAAGUCUAUACUGCGGUUUAUAGCUAGAGAUUAUCCAAAGGGUAGACAGCCCCGAAAACCUACCGAUAUAGACCGAUGGUAUGUUCAUUUUGGAAAUUGGGAUCAUAUCAAAAAAUACAGUGAUCUGAAUGAAGCUCUUGAAAGUGGACAUUUAUUAAAUGGAUAUAACUUCAUGUUUGCACGUGAGCCGUACUCGAGGCUUUGGUCAGCGUACCUUGACAAAUUCUAUUUACCUGAUUUUUGGGCAACAAUGAGUAAAAAAAUAAGGCCUGUUGAUAAAAGUAAAUGCGCUCAUGACGUUACAUUCAAAGAAUUUUUGUCAUUCAUUGUCAAAGAUUCUAUACAUUUGGAUAGACAUUGGACUCCGUUACAUCGACUGUGCAGUCCCUGUCAUGUAAACUAUGACGCAAUUGGUAAAAUGGAAACAUUUAAUGAUGACAGUAAGUUCAUUCUGGAAAGGUUAGGAUAUGGUAAAUUAAUGAAUUUUACUAAAAAAAAUCCAAACAGAAGAGGUAAAGAGGAAAUUUUCAUGCUUGCUAAAUAUAAUUUAAGCUUUAAAAACAGUAGUUGUUUCAACCAUAAAUUAAUUGCAAACAGAUUGUGGUCAGUUUUUCAGAUGAAUGGGUUUCUUUCCAAAGAGUUAACAUUUCCUUUUGAAAUGUUUAAAGAUGAAAUGUUUUACAACAAAACGGGUACAACGGCCGUAUUUUUAAGCUAUGCUUUUAAGGCUUUAGAUUAUACAAAAAUCUCUAACAUUAAUCUGGGUGUCCAGAAAUAUCAAUUUAUGAUAAAUGCAUACAGGACUAUACCAUUGUCACUCCUGUAUAAAGUUCAGAAAUUAUUCCAACUUGACUUUGAAUUAUUUGGCUAUGAUGCAGAACCCAUUGAUAUAUUUUCGUGGCAAUGAUAUUAUUAACGCUGUAUUGUUUGAUGAUUAGAAACUGUAUAAAACAUCAACUUCUCACUUAAAUAAUUAUGGUAUCCGUCAUAUGAAACUAACAAAAUUGAUACAUCGAUUUCUUUGAGAUCUCGGUCGCUAUUUCUUAAUUGUGGAUAAAUCAUCACUAUCUUUUAUAAUCAAAAAGCUUGAUUCGAGACGAAUGUAUAUUUAAUAUCAAAACAUUUUAUUUGAUCAAGCUAAAGACACUCCUGUUGCAUAUGGGAAGUAUUUUAUUCGGCAGUGUAAGCUUGAUGAAUUAUAACAGGAUCUACCAAUGCGAAUUAGGAAGCGAGAUGUAUACUCAGGAGGCCGGAUUUACGAAAUACAACCUUUAAAUAUUCAGUGCGUAUUAAGGACUUAAUUUACAAAUAUUGCUUUGUUUUUAGUUCAGUCAAAACGUUUUGAAUAAUAAAUAGAAUAUAAUGCGCAAAUAUCGUCGUCAGAUUCAAAUUUAUCAACUACUUUCCUAUGAUACAGGACUAAAGA